AUGUUAUUUCAGGUGUCAUUCCCGAUUCAAUUUAUUGUUACUGUUAUUGGAAACAGUUUGACACUCUCUGUUCUCCUCAGCCCACAUAUGAGAAAUCGUGCAAAUCAUCUACUGGCUGCAUUAGCGUUCUCUGAUAUGUCAGUAUUUUUCUUUAUGCUACCGACAAGCUUUGCUGCAUUUCCGACAUUUUAUACGAAUAAUUCAUUUCGAAUUUUUUUCGCAACAGUUAAAAUUCACUUGGCUGCAGCUGCUAAUUGGUUUUCAUGCGCUGCUAUCUGGAUAGUGUUAGCUGUUUCAAUUGAACGCCUUCUCAUAAUAAAAUUCCCAUUUCGAUCGCUUAAACCCUACCGAUGCUUACCAAAGUCAUCGAAUUGGACGUUAAUGGGCACAAUAAAUCAGCCAACAAGCACAUUAAUUUCAUAUGUUAAUGGAAGUACAAUAGCUAAUGCACUUCUCGGAGUUAUUAUUCCAAUUUUCAUUGUUUCAUUUUUUAAUAUUUCCUUAAUUAGAUUGCUGCGAAUGAGAAACACUGAGGAGUUAACAAAAAUUUCGUCCAAUUCCGCAACGUAUGGAGGAAAUGUUCAUGAAAAAGAGAGGAAAUUAACGAUCACUGCAGUUGCUAUAAUUUCUUGUUUUUCAAUUACCCAAAUGCCAUCAGCUUUAUUAUUUUUAUAUGAAAGGCUUGUUAGUGAUGCAAAAACUAAAAUAUUCGCGGAUAUUUCAUCGAUAACGAAUUGCCUUGUAUUGACAGGGAAAAUGCUAAAUGUUGUUUUAUUUUGUUUAACAAGUGCCACUUUCAGGUAUUUUUUUAACUUUUACAUAAUCAGCUAA
Molecule: messenger RNA, 831 nt
Organism: Dracunculus medinensis (Guinea worm)
Lineage: Eukaryota; Metazoa; Nematoda; Chromadorea; Rhabditida; Dracunculidae
Source: the annotation of a GenBank genome assembly